This is a messenger RNA of Apodemus sylvaticus (European woodmouse), 1746 nucleotides long. It is a transcript of the gene Pdss1, whose product is annotated as decaprenyl diphosphate synthase subunit 1. The record is from RefSeq and is a predicted model, not a curated record. Gene Ontology annotation, biological process: isoprenoid biosynthetic process; ubiquinone biosynthetic process. Gene Ontology annotation, molecular function: prenyltransferase activity. Bases 212 to 1441 code for a protein of 409 amino acids. Gene Ontology annotation, cellular component: transferase complex; mitochondrion. The transcript is spliced from 11 exons. Lineage: Eukaryota; Metazoa; Chordata; Mammalia; Rodentia; Muridae.
AGUUCGGAUGCACAUUCCUGGUUAAAAGCGGACGCGGCUACCGGCCGGAGCCAGCGGCUCCGAGGAGGGUCUGAGAGGACGGGCGACCGAGCGGAGGACCGGGUGGGGAACAAGGUGCGGCUUCGCGCUUCCGGCGCCCAGCUUCCGGCUCCGGGUUUGGGCCUGGGGCAGAGGCGGAGCCACCGCCCGCCGCGACUUUCAGACUCGCACCAUGGCUAUGCGUUGGUCGUGCUGGCGGCGCGGCUGCUCCUGGAGGUCGGCGGCAGUCGGGAGCCCGCGACCGGGACGCCCUGGCUGUGCGGGGCCGCUCGAGACGCGCGCUGCCUCGGACACCCGCGCGCAGAUACCCUAUUUUAGUCUUAUGAAGAUUUUAACAUCUGCCUCCCCAAAUACACAUAGUAUAUCACAGUUUCAUCAAAGGACACCAGCAAUAUGCUGUUGUAGUCAAACUCAGAGUGGUGAGAAAUACAGUGAUCCUUUUAAACUUGGCUGGAGAGACUUGAAAGGUCUGUAUGAAGACAUUAGAAAGGAGCUGCACAUCUCCACCAGAGAACUAAAGGACAUGUCUGAGUACUACUUUGAUGGCAAAGGAAAAGCUUUUAGACCGAUUAUUGUGGUGCUAAUGGCCCGAGCGUGUAAUAUUCAUCAUAAUAACUCCCGAGAUAUGCAAGCCAGCCAGCGCUCCAUAGCCUUAGUUGCAGAAAUGAUCCACACUGCUACUCUGGUUCAUGAUGAUGUUAUUGACGAUGCAAGUUCUCGAAGAGGAAAACAUACAGUUAAUAAAAUCUGGGGUGAGAAAAAGGCUGUUCUUGCUGGAGACUUAAUUCUUUCUGCAGCAUCUGUAGCUCUGGCACGGAUUGGAAAUACAGCUGUUGUAUCUAUGUUAGCCCAAGUUAUUGAAGAUUUAGUGCGUGGUGAAUUUCUUCAGCUAGGGUCAAAAGAAAAUGAGAAUGAAAGGUUUGCCCACUACCUUGAGAAGACCUUCAAGAAGACAGCCAGUCUGAUAGCCAACAGUUGUAAAGCAGUCUCUGUUCUAGCUUGCCCUGAUCCAGUGGUACAUGAGAUUGCCUAUCAGUAUGGGAAAAAUGUUGGAAUAGCUUUUCAGCUCAUAGACGAUGUAUUGGAUUUCACCUCAUGUUCUGACCAGAUGGGCAAGCCAACAUCUGCAGACCUGAAGCUAGGCAUAGCCACCGGCCCUGUCUUGUUUGCUUGCCAGCAGUUCCCAGAAAUGAAUGCUAUGAUAAUGAGACGGUUCAGUUUGCCAGGAGAUGUGGACAAAGCACGACAGUAUGUAUUACAGAGUGACGGCGUGCAGCAAACCACCUACCUCGCCCAGCAGUACUGCCACAAAGCAGUGAGAGAGAUCAGGAAGCUCAGGCCAUCCACAGAAAGGGACGCCCUCAUUCAGCUUUCAGAAAGUGUGCUCACAAGAGAUAAAUGACAGUUCUUUCUGUUCUUUUGGGCAGCUAUCUUACCAGACUGUGCCUAAUGAAUUUUGUGAAACACUAUUUGCUUCAUGUGCGGAAAACCAAAAAUCAUUUUAAAAAAUAAUUUCAACCUUAUUGAUGGGCAAUUUUUUUAUUGGCAAAGUUUUUCAGAAAACUUUUUAAAUGUAAUUAAACCAAUGUCAUUAUAGUCCUAUAAAUCUAAUCGAGGUAUCCUGAUGGUUAUAUGUGGUAUUGUUUACAUUGUUAAUGCCCACAUGUAAAGCCAUUACACAAAUAAAUAAUCAAUGUUAAAAUUCAA